AUAACCCACUUAACAAAUUUAUAUAAAACUGAUAAUAUUUUAUCAGAAAACAGACAAAGUUUAAUGCAAAGCAGUUUAUGUACUUAAAUCUUAAAAUAACAAAGAGGUUUUUACAUUAAAUUAGUUUACUUUUUUAUCUUGUUUUUGUUAUGCGUUUUACCUUUUUUUGUACACAGCAAUAUAAAUGUAGUGUUGGUGAAGAUACAGACUAAAGUGAACCAAAAUGGAGCUACUUAACACUAAAAUAAUUGCAGUGUUAGCAUUGGGAAUAAGCACGUUGUUUGUCGGAUUAUUACCAGCAUGUUUUAGCAAGCAGAGCACGCAAUGGCCCCUAUUGCUCUCCUCCAUGCUGUGUUUUGGAGGAGGCGUUUUACUCUCAACUUCAAUAGUACACAUCCUCCCUGAAUUAAGGGAGGACCUACCAGACCACGCCGAACUGAUAUUUUGUGCCGGAUUUUUUAUUCUUUAUUUAUUAGACGAAGUAGUCCAUUAUUUCUACGGAGAAACGCACGAUGGCGAAAUAAUAUCGGUUUUCAAUGGAAGUCACAGUCAUUCCCCCUUAAGAAGACAUUCUUCCCACUAUGGGUCCACAGAAAAAGACCCUCUUGUGAUGGAGCACAGACAGCCCCCCUACAACCCGAGCUUUUUUAAGGCGAGAAGUGAAAGUUAUUUGAUUGAGGAAGAUAGGGCCCCUUCACAGUUGUGUCAUGUUGGGCAUCAGGAGCCUUGUCACACUACACCUACAGUCAACAUAGGUUUAUUAGUUGCUCUGUCAGUGCAUGCUCUUCUUGAAGGGUUGGUAGUGGGUCUAGAAAGUCUACCUCACCAAGUUUUACUAUUAUUAGGUGCCAUUGCUUCCCACAAACUGGUGGUGGGUUUUGUGUUAGGUGUUGAAUUAGCCUCAAAUACUUCUACGACAUACUGCAGACACUUUACAUGCAUAUUUAUCUUCACCUUAGGUUCUGUAGCUGGCAUUAUAUUGGGCAUGAUAAUUACAAACACACAAAAUGAUUUUAUAACUGUGAUAAUACCUAUUUUACAGGGUUUAGCUGGAGGAACCCUUUUGUAUGUGACUGUAAGUGAAAUAAUACCAAGAGAAAGAGCCAGAUGGCAUCAACAGCACAACCAAAAGUCCGCGGGAAUUUUUCAAUUCAUUUCUGUGGCCUUUGGAUUUGUACUUAUGACUAUAGUUACUAAAUACUUAGAUUAUGAUGGACAUUAACAAUCAUUAUAUGGACUAUAAUGAAAAUGUGAUAUUUUUUACAAUUUAGUGCUGUUUUUUAAGGUAUUUAAUAUUUGUUGUUAAUAUUAUUACUUAUUAUUGUUAGUGACAAUUUAUAAAUGUUUUUAUAAUAAAAAAUUUACUCA
This is a messenger RNA of Brassicogethes aeneus, 1368 nucleotides long. Lineage: Eukaryota; Metazoa; Arthropoda; Insecta; Coleoptera; Nitidulidae. The record is from the annotation of a GenBank genome assembly.